AUGCAGAUGUAUGUUGUUAGAGCAUACAUUUUGUAUGUAAUUGGUUCAAUUUUUGUAACUAAUACGAGCCUUUCAGUAACCUUUGAUUUCCUCCCCCUUCUGAAAAACUUGGAUGAGGUAAAUGACUAUGCAUGGGGGGCUGCUGUAUUAGCAAAUCUACAUAAUGGUUUGAGGAAAGUAAAUGUGAGACUUGCUGUUGACCUCACUGGGGCACCUGACUUAAAAAUUUCAAUGACACUUUUUCUAAUGAGUGGGUGGAUAAAUUUGUACAUAGGCAAACUUUUCAAGAACAAGAAGAAAGCUGCAAAAACUGUGUCAUUCAACAUUCGAGCUCAAAGUCUUCUUGCUGAAGAUGGUAUCCCAUUUCCCAAAAUUUUUGUUUUGUUUUGUAGAUUAUUUGGCGGCCUUACGAGUCAAGGUGCCAGUCAUCGACAUGGGUUGGCUCCCAAACAAUUUGGGAUUGAAGAGGCUCAGCUGGUUGGGGGCUUACUGCAGAUCCAUUCAAGGAAAGGACGCUUAAAUCCAGAAAGAAGUUGGGCAGCGGUUUAUGAACUUGUACCUUUUGUAACUCCUUGGGAAUAUAGGUUUAACAAUAUGAUCGAAGACAUUGGAGGGUUGGUAGAUACUGUUUUCGUAUUCUCUGGGUUGGAAAAAUGCUCGAUCCCCCGCAUAUGGAAAGAAGGGGGCAUUUAUAGAAGAAUGAAGAUCAACCUCGGGAAUUGUGUUGAUAGGAGUAUGGGUAGAAUUGUAGGCGGAAAAAUAGUUCAUGAAGUGGCGCUCUCACGUGCAAGCGCCAUUACUAUAUUGGCGCCUCUACACGACCGCCAACACAAUAAAGAUGCCUUGAAACCUAGUUCUUGUUUGUUAGGGAAGGAUUGCUAUGAACAGGAAAAGUAG
Messenger RNA from Tripterygium wilfordii, 897 nucleotides. RefSeq names its product protein MAINTENANCE OF MERISTEMS-like. The transcript is spliced from 7 exons. The record is from RefSeq and is a predicted model, not a curated record. NCBI's taxonomy places the organism in Eukaryota, Viridiplantae, Streptophyta, Magnoliopsida, Celastrales, Celastraceae. The coding region runs from base 1 to 897 and encodes 298 amino acids.